AUGUCCUCACAGUUCUUGCAAACAGAACUCUUGAAUCUGAUUCAGGAGUCCAAACGGAAGAAUUCUGACUUGCGAAAUGCUGCUGAGGAGUCACUGAAUGAUUUGAAGGCGUUGCCUUCAACUUCCGAGGCUCAGAUAUCUGCUGGAGAUCUGGUGCGCAAACCUAGAUUUGUCGAUCCAUUUAUCUUAGCUUGCCAUAGUCGACACGCAAAGCUUGCUGGAAUCGGAGUUGUCUGCUUGCAGAGACUUGUGGCUUCACGGUCUCUACCUUCUGAGAGGCUGAAGGAUGUCCUUGGAGGAUUGAAAGAGACGACUAGCCUGAGCCUGGAUAUCCAACUCAAAAUUUUGCAGUCUCUGCCCUCACUUUUGCAGCAUUAUUCCAAUGACCUAGGAGGAGAGCUUCUUGCAAGUACAUUAGAAAUAUGCGCUACGCUGCAAGCAAGCAAAACCCUUGCCGUAUCUAGCACAGCAGCGGCCACACUACAGCAGUUAAUAGUCUCGACAUUCGAACGAGUUGCUGAAGAAGACAAAAUUCUCGAUGAAGGCAAGCCACGAGUGACUAUCAAGCUUGAAACUGACUCUGUGAACAUCGGGUACUCUGCAUACGAUGCAUUGCGGGUCUUGGAUGAUCUGUGCCGUCUUUUAGAUGGCGAGCAAUUGCAUUUUCUGCGUAUCAAGUCACUUUCUCAAACAUUCACAUUGGAACUCAUCGAGAGCGUUCUCACUAACAGCGGACACUUAUUUAGUGGCCAUGCGGAGCUCACGCAUGUCUUGCGGACUCGGCUCAUGCCAAUGACUGUCAGGUACUUCUCUGAGAGGCACGGCUUUGCCCUUACCAGUCGAGUUGCUCGGAUUCUUCUUAUACUUCUCAAGCGUCACAUGUCUCUUCUGACAGCGGAAUGCGAGAUGGCUCUUGGGUUGCUGACUCACCUUCUCGAACCUGAUGGAACGUCGCCUUGGAAAAGAGUACUCUGUAUGGAAGUUUUCAGAGGACUUUAUGCAGAGCCGGGGCUAGUUCGGCUCAUUUAUUCUCUAUAUGACGGAGAAGACAACAGGAAGAAUAUUCUCAGGGAUCACAUGGCCGCUCUCGUUCGUCUAGCGUCUGAGAAGCCUUCGUUAAUUGGAGUCAGCAGUCGUUCAACUGUACCCUUGCGAGCUGAACAUGCACGGUCCAUAACAGAAGAGCAGAUAACACUUGAAGCCGGUGGAGUUGCUGGGGUUAUCGGGGCCACUGGCCCUUCUACUGAGACUAGUUUCCAGGGAAUUAGCAGUCAGUGGAGCACAGUCCGCACGCCGUACAUCGAACUGCUGGACAAGACUGAUCCGCCAUCUCCCCCUGAAACAUACAUCUACAACCUAGUGCUCAAUUGUAUUACCUCAAUUGCAGAAGGGCUGGCGAGGUUCAUACUUCCAUUAACUGUCCCAGACCCAAAGCAGAAGCGGAGAAGUCGGAUUACGAGCCCCCACGAAAGCAUGUCUACUGGGCCUGCACAUGAUCUUCAGAGGGUGGAUUCCGGCAAAACCAUACACAGAUCGAAUUCCAAGAAACUCGCGAUGCCCCUUAAUCCCUUGGACCUAGAUUCUCAUCCUCAAUUGACAGCAAUCAAGGCCUGCGCCGGCAUCAUUGAGAAUUGCUGGCCUGCUAUACUUGCAACAUGUUCCACAUUUCUCUACGCUUCGUUGGAUGAAGAAUACUAUCACAACCUUGUUCGAUCUUUGCAGAAGCUCGCUCAUGUUGCCGGCCUUCUCAGACUGUCCGUUCCGCGGGACGCUUUUUUAACUACUCUAGCGAAGGCUACAAUGCCAGCUGACGUGGCUGGUGCUUCGACUGCAGCCGUCUCAGAUUCCCACAGCAUUACCGCCAUGGAUGAAAAACGCAAGGGCGCCGCGGUGACACUUGUUAGCUCCCCAUUUCCUGCGGACGGCCCGAAAGCAUCUGCGGACAUUGCUUCCUUGUCACUAAGCACUAGAAAUCUUCUGUGUCUGCGUGCGCUCUUGAAUCUGGGGAUUGCCCUCGGUCCCACUUUAGACCAGCCGGCCUGGUCGAUCAUUCUGGGAACGCUGCAGGAUGUAGACUUACUCAUCGGCAUGGCCUCAAGCAAAACAAAUAACUCUAUUAAUACUGCGGGGGAUGUGUCAGGCGAUAUGUCUAAAGCCAGCCUCGGGGCAGAAAUUACAGCUGUUCAAACAGCCUCUGCGAAAUUGUUCGAGAGCACUGGUGACUACCCGAGCGAUUCGUUCGACGGUUUGCUGAUUGCUCUCCUUGACCUCUCCAGCGUGACUGCGGAACCAGUUAAAAAUGGGCCGUCUGACUCGUCACCGUCGCAAAAGCACAUCGGUCGGGCACGGAGGAAUAACCGGGGCGUGUCUUUUGUGGUCGAAAAGUCCAGAGUGCGGGGUGAAGAACUGAAGUUUGUCUUGGACAAAGCAAAAGAGCUCGCCCAAGCAAACCUCGAACGAUUGUCGUCGUUGGCCGACACCGACCGUGGCGUCUGGCAGCUGCUUACUGAGAGGUUGAUUGCCACCGCCGCGAACCCAGAGAUAAGCCAGAGACUUCGUCUAAAAGCGAAUGGUGUACUCAGCUAUGUCGUAUUUGAGACUAUGAAACAGAGAGACGAUGCGGAUGAUUCAGUCCGAAACGCACGUCAUAUCAGAAACCUGGAAACUUUGAACAUGCAAGUCUCCACACUCUAUUCGGUUAACGCUUGCAUGCCAGGGUUACCACCAACUACCUCCGUCAUAGAGAUUCAUGAGCAGAGUCUGGAGACAUUGAAGAGUAUUCUGGAGCAGUAUGCAGAGUCUUUCAAUGAUGGAUGGAUGCUUGUCUUUAGUCUGAUAUCCAGUGUUUUUGGAGACGUUUCCAACGGCGAGAGUGCAACGGCGGCAGGAGAUACCUCUAGCAGGGCGCGUGACAUACGCUCGGUAGCCAAUUCGCCUCGGCUCGUUCGUGCGGCAUACAAAUCUCUGCAGUUAGUCGCUUCUGAUUUUAUCGCUCUCUUGCCACGCCAAUGUCGGUUGGACCUCGUGAAUUCAUUGUCCCGUUUCGCUUUACAGCAAGAGGACUUCAAUAUCUCAUUGACAACGACAUCAUCUUUCUGGAAUGUCUCUGAUUUUCUGCAAGGGCAAAUUGAGGAAUUCUGCAUUGAGUCGCAUGUUGAACUCUCAGUCAGUGAGGAGACACUUUCGACUCUUGCAAGAGGUGAUGAACCCUCAGUCUCACGAAAUGCCCUGUGGCUGCUGCUUCUGCUUAGGAUUGUAAGCCUUGCGAGGGAUAGCAGGCUGGAGAUCCGAAACUGCGCGAUUCAAACACUCCUAAGGAUUUUUGAUGCGUACGGGCAACAACUUUCACCCAAGGCAUGGCGUCUGUGCCUGAAUCGUGUUUUGUUCCUAAUGGUUGAGGCCAUCGAACUUGAACUCGCAAAUUCUCGGACAGCGGAGAAGGUCAGGAGUUCUGAGGUGCUUCAGUCUUGGAUAGAAACCGCAGUUGUCACGAUCAAGGGGUUUUCCAAUCUGAUUACUACAUUUUUCGAGCCUAUUGUCGGAGACGAUGCCUUUGACGCUUCCUGGGAACGACUCCUGGGAUAUUUCCACAAGCUUAUCAGCUCGAACUUUCUGGAGCUAAGCGAAGCGGUAUUCUCCAGUCUGGCAAACAUCCUUCUUCGUGCGCAGACGGCAAAUAAUAUGAGUAAGAACGCUCUUGACCUCGCUUGGUCGCUGUGGGUUGGUGGCCAUCCUGCUAGCAGGGAGGACAUGAUUGACCUCGAACGCCCAAAUCAGGAGGCAUCAUCUGCAUACUUGCAGACAUUUCAGCAGCUGUACCGCCUCUACAAGGACAAUAUAGGAGACGACCAUAUUGAGCAUAUUCUCCAUCAUUUGCGCCUCCUCGCUUGGAACUCCAUCUCCCCUCGUUAUUCGCCGGAUGUGGAUCGGGUUUCGGAUCUUCAAGCAAUUAUCCUCGAGUGUGUGAAAUUGCUGUGUUCAGAGAAGCCGGAGGCUCAGCCAAAGAUUGUUUUCUGUCUCGCUGAAUUCGUCGAUUCCGCGUUGACGAAAUGGUCCACCGAUUCAGAUCCGAGAAGGCCAACCUUUGUUGCGUUCUCGAAAAGCGCGGUAGAGCUCUUGGGCUGGUAUAUUGCUGCCUUUGGUAUCAAGAAAGAUAUCUUCUCCAAUGGCUCUCUAUCCUCUGCCUUGGACCAUCUUGGAAACCCAAUUGUUCAAAAAUACGAGUGGACAGGAAAAGACCGAGAUCCCAGUUUAUGGCAGAAAUCGACCAUUGCAGUGCUGGAUAUUCUCUUUGUGGCGGUUCCAUACGUCGAAAAGCAAUACGAAAACGCAAAUUUAAAAGAGAUAUCGCGGUUCUGGAAGUGUGUGGUAGACAUUGCGAACGGCAUUGCAUCUGCCAAAGGAUAUCGAAACGGAUCCAUUCCUACAGCAAAGAUCCACGCAGACGAAACCUUCGACGUCGACGCUAUGAACAAGCUCAAGUCCAUCAUCAUUCCAUCUCUAGGCGCAGCCAUCAUUCCAGACAAUAUUCGACGCCAAUUCGCACGUACGAUAUUCGAGUCGUCUUUCAUCUACCAACAACAGCGUUUUGGUGCUCCUAUCAAGUAUUCGGAGAAGGAGCCUUUGCAGGGCAUAUACGAUAUCCGGCCUGGCCGAACCUUUGACCCACCGCCAACCCCACGCGGUCGGAUGGCAUAUGUGCUGAUCGACACGCUAUUUGAGCUCGCAUCAGCCCCCCAGCCUGAAACCUCGCCGAGCAAUGACGAUCCAUCCAGACAAGAGACAAUCAAUACGGAGCAAACGACAGCCCGCGUUUUACUCUCGCGCUCUGUCUCCCCGUAUCUCAUACUCCGGUGCGCCGUUUCCCUAAAGGCAUACAUCGCGGAUCAGCCACUCCGCGGACUCAUGCCCCAGCCCACGCCGGCGCGCAAGGCGCUUCUACAUCUUCUCCGCGGCAUGAUCGAUUUGCGGAGCGAACCAACUGCCAUUCCUGCUCCGCCUAUAAUCCGCACAGUGGUCAUAUCAUCCGGCGACUCAAGCCAGGCUGGAAAUGGACAUCAGAAGAAACAUCUGGAAUGGAUAUAUCCACUCGCUGUGAAGGCAGUGCAGGUCGCUGGGAGGGAAAAAGAUGACGGAGAGGUUCUCCAGGUUCUCGGAGCGGUUUUAGAUCGGGUCGGCAACGAUAUUUAA
Molecule: messenger RNA, 5190 nt
Organism: Aspergillus pseudoviridinutans
Lineage: Eukaryota; Fungi; Ascomycota; Eurotiomycetes; Eurotiales; Aspergillaceae
Product: putative endosomal peripheral membrane protein (Mon2)
Exons: 6
Coding region: 1-5190 (1729 amino acids)
Source: RefSeq, a predicted model, not a curated record